Molecule: messenger RNA, 783 nt
Organism: Alternaria ethzedia
Lineage: Eukaryota; Fungi; Ascomycota; Dothideomycetes; Pleosporales; Pleosporaceae
Exons: 2
Coding region: 1-783 (260 amino acids)
Source: RefSeq, a predicted model, not a curated record
AUGGAACCAGCCAGUCUUGCUGUCGGCAUUGUUGCCCUUGCUACCACUUUCAACAACGCUGUCGAUUGCUUUGAGUACGUCCAACUUGGUCGUGCUUUCGGUAACGACUUCCAAACCAGUUUGAUAAGGCUGGGAAAUGAGAGACUGCGAGUCUCGCGUUGGGGACAGGCUGUUGGGCUGAGUGGCGACAUCAAGAACGCCUCCAACGUCAUGCUAGCAACUGCACCACCAGAGGACGUGACCGCAGCCAAUAAGGUGCUGAAACAGAUACUGGGGCUCUUUGCAGAAGCUGAGAGGGUCUCAGCCAAAUACACCAACCGCACGGGAGAAGCUGAUCAAAGCCUCGCGACUCUGGACUCAGCUACUGACAUGGAUCCUGUGGGUCAGUCGCUAGUCGCGCAGAUGCGCACCCUGUCUAUCAAUCGCCAAAACAAAACGCCUCUGACAAGAAAGGCAAAGUGGGCAUUGUAUGAGAAGAAACAAUUCAACGAGUUGAUCCAAGAUAUAGCCAACCUUGUCAAGGAUCUUGUGCAAUUGUUUCCUGCGGCGCACGAAGAACGGCGGCGGCUGUGCAGGUCGGAAGUGUCUGAGAUCAAGUCCAGUGAUGCUCGUCUUGCCCUGAAGGAUGUCGCAGCAUUAGAAGACAAAGAACUUGAAGAAGCAAUCGUCGAAGCCUCUGAAUCGGAGGAUCACAAGUCGCCAACAUUCAACAACCAUGAUUCCAGGGUUGGUAUGCAAGCUGGUGUGAUCAACAACUCUGGUACUCAGGCCUUCAAUUUUUAG